AUGUCAUUCCUCCCUAAGUAUGCAGGUUUCCAGAACCACGCAGAAAGGAAGUACCUUGAAUACGUUCGUGAUGGUUUUCUUAAGGGUAAACUAAAAUACUCUUCUGAUCAAGCUUUGACCCCGUUUACAAAGUUUGAGAUUGUGCCCGACAAGGAUGGUAAAUAUUGGCACAUAAAAUGUUGCUACAACGGCAAGUACUUAGCCUCUACCAAUGACGGCAAUCGCUUCGUUGCUCCCUUCGUUAGCAAGCCAAGUGAAAACGAAUCCUCAUGGCCAUGCACAUUGUUUAAUAUCAUCCCUGGUCCUACUAUAGGGACUUACUAUUUAUUUGAUGUCAUGAUUUACACCUAUGCAUGUCGAUGUACCGAUCGCAGAGUUCAUCACGAUGUUCUCACAACUAUAUAUAAUCUCGAGGAAGCACGAGACAGCGACAAAUUAAUUCUGUUAGUCGACUUUGAAAACGUCAUCCGACUCCCCAAAUAUGUUGCCUUUAAGAACAAUGAUAAGUUACUCGCUUCCUUUUCGUAUAAUAAUUCCAUGUAUCUGCAGUUCAAUACCGAUGACAUUGGAAACCCUUGGGCGGCCCACGAAGUUUUCAAUGUCGGCGAUGGAACUAUUAGAAUCAAGAAUGAUUAUACGAAGAAGUUUUGGAGACGUGACCCAAACUGGAUCCUAGCUGACUCAAACGACCAGACGAAAAACAACAAGAACACCUUGUUUUGGCCAGUCAAGAUUGCUAAAAAUAAAAUCGCGCUUCGAAACGUUGCCAAUGGCAUGAUCUGUAGGAGAUAUAGUGCUGAUAGUAAGGUGGAUUGUCUGAAUGCUCGUGCUGAUUCUAUCAUUAAGGAUGCAGAAUUGGAGAUCGUUGAGCUAGUUAUUUCAAGGGAAAUCUACAAUAUUCGGUAUCGGACUAUGGAUGCGAAGAUAUACGACGAACAGGUACUAACAAUGGCAACAGAGGAGGCUAUUAACUCGAGCUCGAAAGAGACGGUUAUGGCUGUAAGUUUGAAGUACCUAGAAGAAAAAACUAGAAGUUGGGAAUCUUCACUUACCAUAGGUGCGGUUAUAGAGGCUUCCAUUAAAGCAGGGAUUCCUGAAAUUUUAGAAAGUGAGAUUAAAGUCACCUACAGUUUUGAAGGGAAUUACACAUGGGGAGAAACUCUUCAAGAAACUAGAGAAGUAACGUCAACAUAUACUGUUACUGUACCACCAAACAAAAAGAUGAAAGUUUCUCUCCUUGCAACUAAGGCCAAAUGUGAUAUUCCGUUUUCGUACACGCAACGAGAUCUUCUCCAAAAUGGAAAAAAAGUUGAGAUAGACUGUGAUGAUGGUCUUUACACUGGAGUCUACACCAUUAAGUUUGAUUAUCAAAACAAGACUCUACCUCUCUAA
Messenger RNA from Cucumis sativus (cucumber), 1392 nucleotides. RefSeq lists its product as uncharacterized. The transcript has a single exon. Bases 1 to 1392 code for a protein of 463 amino acids. The record is from RefSeq and is a predicted model, not a curated record. Lineage: Eukaryota; Viridiplantae; Streptophyta; Magnoliopsida; Cucurbitales; Cucurbitaceae.